AGCACUAGCUCUCUAGGCAUAACAAGAGUCACGGUUACGUAUCUCUUUCCGGUAUUUACUCGCGAAUCGCUAUUUCUGCCAGUUUGUCCGUACAUUGUUUUUUUACGUAUGAAUACAAGUCCUACGAAGCAACAUUUUGUAUACAAAUUUUUUUUCUCCUACAAUCUGACGGUUCACUUUCAUUGUGUGUACACCUGUACGUAUAUGUAUGUGCGCGUGCGUGUAUAUUGCUUCACGAACCAUUCGCAAAUCGAGUUAACUUUCCGCACUAUGCAGGGUGUUGUAUUUCUCUCCUAUUUCCCUCACUCCUUCGCUACGUCAGUCUCGUAAGUAGUAGCGAGAGUUGAAGCCACAAAUUUUUUACUCAUUCGCGCGCGCUUCAACCCUCUCAACUCCUAUUUGUCAUUUGUCUCUUUUAUUCGCCACUUUUAUCUGUGAUUUUUUUCCUCGUCCUUUAUUGCCUUUCUCGUCUCGCUCUCGAUACUCAAUGUAUACGCGCGUGGUACUUCCAUAGUCGAACUUCCCUGUUCUGUCUAUCCACUCCGUGUGUCUUGUGUGUAUGUGCGCGUACUAUAUUGUACCGCAAGAAGUGGUUUAGACACCGAGGAAGAAGAAGAGGAGACUUCAGACGGCGACGAAUCGCGAAUGUAACGUUAUAUACCAUGGUCUGAUAGCGGCUCAUCAUGACCGUGGACUUUGCCGAUUACUUUUGGGGUGACAAGAACAAUGGAUUCGACGUGUUGUAUCAUAAUAUGAAGCAUGGAGUCGUCGCGAGUAAAGAGCUGGCCGAUUUCCUUCGGGAGCGAUCGGCUAUCGAAGAAAACAAUUACAAGCUCCUCAGUAAAGUUGCGAAACAGGCGAGCAACAGUAGCGGCGCUUUGGGCACAUUCGCACCUGUUUGGGCGGCGUUGCGCGGCGCUGCGGAAAAACUUGCCAGUCUCCAUCUGCAGAUGGCCCAACGAGUCUCGGAGCUCAUCAAGGACGUUUCCAAAUACGCGGACGAAUUGCACAAAAAGCACAAGGCUGUGAAAGAGGAAGAAUCAUCGACUCUCGAGGUCGUUCAGAGUAUACAAAGCAUCACGGUGACGUUGCAAAAAGCUAAGGAUAUCUGUCUACAGAGAGGCGUUGAGCUCGUGAAACUGCGAAAAGACAAUGUGAGUCAGCGAGAACUUGAGAAAUCGGAGGCUAAGUUUAAAAAAGCACAGGAUGAUUACAAGGCACUUGUGGACAAGUAUACCGUCGUCCGCAACGAUUUUGAGACCAAAAUGAGCGCCGCCUGUAAACGAUUCCAGGACGUCGAGGAAACUCAUCUGAAACACAUGAAAGAAUUUCUCAACACGUACGCCGACGUAUUACAAGCGAAUCACGAACAGGUCGGACAAGUCCACAUCGAUUUCAAACGACAGUGCCUAGAUAUGACCGUUGACAAAUUGUUGGAACAAUUUGUUCAAAGCAAAUACACCGGUUUCGAAAGACCCGGUGUUAUCGAAUACGAGGAGGUAAUAACGAGCAUCACCGAAAUGACGAGUCAGAAUCAACUCGAGGGAAGCAACAGCGACGUCACGAAGGAAUCAACGCCGAAAAGCGCCAACGGGGAAACAGGCGUUGCUGGGUUUCUGAGAAGCAGACGAGAAAAGAGAAAAGAGAAAAAGGCGAAAAAGAAGAAGGAUUCAAUCGACACGAACAGCAACAAAGAAGAAAAGUCUGACCUAGAGGAAAAAGAUGAGAGCAGAAAAUCCGAAACUCCAACACCGGAGGUCGACGAGGACGGUUUUUGCAUAAGACCGAAACCUGAUCCUUGGGAAAAUGAGAAAGGAUUUUACUCGUCAUCGGACACGGAAUCAGAGGACGAGCGUGAGAGAAAAAUUCGAGUUGAGAUAAAACCGUUGAGCAACGGCGGUGCACCGAUGAGUGCGAGCGUCGACGAAUUACGAGCUACCGUUGAAACUUUAUCGUUAUCUCCAGCUCCCACAGGACGUCGAGGAUCGAACACGGACUCGGACCAUCACAUGAAGAGAUCACAAUCGGUGUCUCAACAAUUGGGAGGAAAGCCAAGUUCCGAUUUGCUCGGUUUGAAUCUCUUCAAUCCGAGUAGCACCCCGUCGAGUGCAUCGACCCCAACGGGAAGUCAUCCCUAUGCACCGUUGCAAAGCCCACCGGCUCUAUCGACGUCACCGGUGCCUCAACCGGUGCCACCGAUGUCCGCACCGGCGACUCAAUCUCACACACGAUUUCCCGAAGGAGAUUUAUUCUCGGAAGUUGGUGACAUAACGCCAGCCUUGCCGCCGAAACAAUCGGUAUCGUCGACACCCACCGGCUCCAUAGCAAUUCCAAGACCACCUUCGCGACGCGGAGAAGGAACGACCCGAGGAAGAAUGUCACCGGCAACUAUUUCACGAGCCGAUAGCGUUGCGAGUUUGGAAUUUCGCACGGCGGGCGUAGGCGUAGGAUCUUCCAGGGGGCCUUCACCUUUGACGAUCGGACUUGCCGAUACAAUUCCUCUCGCCGUUGCCUUCCACGAGAUUAUACACUCGUAUUUCCGUGGCACUGACGAAACCCGCUGUCAAGUUAAGCUCAGCGGCGAUAUGAUGCUCUCUUUUCCCGCCGGGAUCGUCGCUGUACUUGCCAAUAAUCCCAAUCCGGCAAAGCUUACUUUCCGAGUACGAAACAGUAGCAGGCUCGAGAGGCUCUUGCCCAACAACCAACUUGUCAGCAUUGACGCGACCCAAACCACCGUGGAUAGUACAAUCUUUGAGUUCAACAUGAGUGCCUUAACCACGUUGCUUAGACGUCAAGCCGAACAAAAUCCAUCGGCUUCGUAUUUCAACGUGGACAUUCUCAAAUACCAAAUUAGGAAUAAGGAGGGAGCGGGCUCGUGUCCUUUUCAAGUUGUCGCCUACUGGAAAUGCGAAUCUACGCACACGGAUCUUAAGAUUGAUUACAAAUACAACAGUCGUGCGAUGGCUUCGGCAAGUCCAUUGCUCAAUCUCCACGUAGCUGCACCUAUCGAAGGUGGUUUCAAGGGACUUCACAGUAAACCAUCCGCUCAAUGGUUACCGGACACGAAUCGCUUGUUAUGGAAAUUUACCGAGUUGUCACAGCACAGCGAGGGUAACGGCGUUGGCUCGUUAAAAGCGAGGGUCGAACUCGAGAACGGUCCCGGUACUCAGGGUACUAUAUUUACACAGUUUAACUGCGAGGGGACGACUCUAUCGGGUGUCGAGUUUGAGCUGGUUGGUCCUGGAUACAGACUCAGUCUUGUUAAACGACGAUUUGUCUCAGGAAAAUAUAUAUGCGACGGCGAUUCGGAUCCGAGAACCCGUUACGCAGCUCCACCUUCUAGCACCGAUUGACAUCUACCCGACUGGGCACCCAGUUGGGAAAGUAUGCCCACUUGAUCGUACCCGUGCUAUUGAAAAGAAGACCGUUUUUGCUCACUGCCGACACCUCGACGAUCGAAUUGUUCAAUACGAUCGUCAAUGUACGACGAGCGGCUCAAGAGAGAAAUAAGCAAACAGAUCAAUUGGCGAGUUAAUAACAAUACCAAAGAGGAACGCGUUUGUUCCUGGGUAUACAUCGAUGGCCUCUUCUCGAAUACAAUUCUUUUUUUUUUUUUUACAUAUACAUCAUUAUUAUUACCUAUGGUAUAACGAAACCCACGCAACAGUACAAUUAACUGCAAAAACUAUAUUAUUAUUCAAUUAUUUCCAAUAUUAUUAUUAUGUUAUUUACAUUUGUGUGCGCGUAUUUGUACACGAAUCCGAAAAAUUCAUGGGUCGAGCGCGGCUGUACCAGGAAAAACGCAAAUUUUUUGACCGCCAUAAGUACGCCGAUUUACCAACCAUUUUGUAUAACGGAGCUUUGUUUCGGGGAAACGAACGAACAUCAUUUCAGAAGUGUUUUCCAUUAUUCGCUAUCCGGUUUUGUGGAAAAUUUGUUACACAUAUCUGAAAAAGAAGGAAAGAAACUGAAAUCGUCUCCGCUAUCCACACGGCCAAGACUUGAAUUUCUUUUUUUUUCGAACUGACGACGAUUUAUUCCGAAUCUUUGUUGACUAUAAUUGACACAAAGUCUCUUUAAAAAAGAGAAGGAACUGCUUUCGAGAUUCGAGAAUAAUAAUAGUAAUAAUAAUAAUGAUUAAAUAAUAAUACUAAUGAUAAUACUCCGUUUCGUUCGCCUUAGGAUCGCCGCUAUUAGUCCCUAAUAGGGAUCGAGAGUAUUAAAAGCCUUUUGGGGCUUGAUUCAAAAAAAUUGUAUCAAUAUGCUUUAGAAAGGGGCCCAAAAAAGAGAAACGUGAAAAAAAACUUAGUCCAUUCCCUCUUUAACCGUAAGACUACGAUAAUCUUUCUCGAGACCUUAACCGGGAUCUGUAGUGUAAUUUUUUCGGAGCUGUUUCGAAAAAUCUGCCUCGAGAUUCAAUUAUUUUUUCUAUUUUAUUGAUUUCAAAGUCGAAUUAUUUUUUUCAAGCUCGGCCAUUUUUAAUGUCUCCAAUAAUAAAUUGCGAGAAGGAAGGAGCCCAGACGCGCGCUUCACAGCGUAUAGGCUAUAUUGACGUGUCACUUGGACGUGCACGUAGUUAUAUAUAAUUUUUAAUGAAAGAAAAUAUCAAAAAAGAGAAUAGAUAAAAACGAUACAAGGCUAUAAAUAUAAAAUAAAUAAAGGAAGAGACAACUGACCGAUAUUUUUAACUAUAAGGCUGAAACUAACUCGAUUCCUAUCGGUCCGGCACACACACACGUGCGCGCGCGCGCGUUAUCUCUUCCAUUUCUUUUUUACCAUCGGUUUAUUCAACCAUCACGCACUGCUGAAUGAGAGAAGGAAAAAGAAACAUUUUUUUAAUACGCGUAUUAAUUUGAAGAUUUGACUGAGCGCUCCUGUGAUACGCGAAAACGUCACUAAAAACAAAAAAGUUAAAUAAUUCAAUCGUAUCCCCGUUUGUCUUGGAGUUAACGUCGCCGUUUUCAAGUGUGCGUUGAAUGAUUAAUUUACACUGGAAUAUCGCCUGAUUCCUUUUGCUCUUCAAUAAGUAAAAAAACAAAAGAACAAACGAGCGACGUACUUGGGCUUUAAAUGAGAAAAGAAACUAAACGAGGAAGGGAUCGUGUGUACAGGGCUGAAAUCUCUCGAUAGCACGGACAAUGCGAGAUGGACGCUGUUUAAUGUGCAAUCACGUAUAACAAAAAUGUAUAAAUCAAGUUAUAUACAUAACGAUAAUACAUGCUAAAGUAAACGAAUACAAUAACAUAGAGCGAAUACGAAAAAAAUGUUUAAAAAGAAACGAUCAAAAGGAGAAAUAGAUUCAUACAAUGUACACACAUUCACUCACUCACGAAGACACGUUGUUACGAUAGAAUGGUUAUUGUAAAAAAGGAAGAAACGAAUGAUCCAAUUGGCAUGUAAUGUCUGUGCUAAUAAAGAUCUAGAAUAUUUUAUAUAAA
Venturia canescens is the source of this 5438-nucleotide messenger RNA. RefSeq names its product F-BAR domain only protein 2. Gene Ontology annotation, biological process: clathrin-dependent endocytosis; clathrin coat assembly. NCBI's taxonomy places the organism in Eukaryota, Metazoa, Arthropoda, Insecta, Hymenoptera, Ichneumonidae. The record is from RefSeq and is a predicted model, not a curated record. The coding region runs from base 684 to 3353 and encodes 889 amino acids. The transcript is spliced from 12 exons. Gene Ontology annotation, cellular component: clathrin-coated pit; plasma membrane; clathrin-coated vesicle.